Atta colombica is the source of this 2917-nucleotide messenger RNA. RefSeq names its product 28 kDa heat- and acid-stable phosphoprotein-like. The transcript is spliced from 5 exons. Gene Ontology annotation, molecular function: RNA binding. The record is from RefSeq and is a predicted model, not a curated record. Bases 179 to 766 code for a protein of 195 amino acids. Lineage: Eukaryota; Metazoa; Arthropoda; Insecta; Hymenoptera; Formicidae. Gene Ontology annotation, cellular component: cytosol.
CAGGUUUCUCUCCGACUAUGGUUUAGCUCAGUGGAUCUUUGAUGUAGUUCAAUAAGGCGGCUUAUGAAAUUCGUAUUUCUUUUGGUAAUGUGACAUAUAUAAUCUGCGGAUCGGAAAUUUUCAUAGUUCUUACGAUUUUUAAUCAUUACUGUGAUUUGCGCUAUUAUUACGAACUACGAUGCCGCGAGGAAAAUUCGUAAAUCACAAAGGCAGGAACAGGCACUUCACAAAUCCAGAAGAAUUAGAGGAGCAACGGCGCCAGGAAGAAAAAAAGCAACAGUGGAGAAAAAAUAAAGGGCAGGAGAGUUCGAGUGAGGAAGAAGAUGAUGAGGAGACUAAAACGAGUGGAGCCAAUAGGUCAAAAAGUAGCACCACAGAUAGCAACAGUGAGUCAGAAUCAGAAUCGGAAACAGAGGGAGGAAAAGCAAAAGGUGUAGAGAAUUUAAUUCAAGUAGAAAAUCCAAACAGGGUACAAAAGAAAACAAAAAAAUUAUCUCAACUGAAUCAGUCGUUAGACACUGCAAAACCAGAACUAUCUCGAAGAGAGCGGGAACAAUUGGAAAAACAAAGAGCCUAUGUGAAUUAUCAAAAAUUACACGCAGCCGGUAAAACGGAUGAAGCUCGAGCGGACCUAGCACGAUUGGCUAUAAUUAAACAGCAACGAGAAGAGGCGGCAAAACGACGAGAAGAAGAGAAAAAGCAAAAAGAAAUGGCGCAACAAAAGAAGACAGAGCUAACACAGAAGGCGCUCGGAAAAAAGUCUUAGAACAUUACGAUGACUAAUUGCCAUAAACUUCUAUAACUAGAUUGCUGACUUCGAUUAUUUUAUAUAUGAGAUCUGUUUUCUAUAGCUGAACUAGUAUACACUUUUGGAACUUGAAGUGAGAUAGGUAUAUGUUUGAUACUUGUCGAAAGUGAGAAAGAGAGUUACAGUUUAGUGCAAGAACAGAAAACAGACUAAUGAUAGAAAAAAAAAAACAAAAAUAAUACUGAGAAGUCUCUGUCGGUCACUCAUGCUUAUGUAUAUGUAAGAUUGGUACAGACUUUUGGAUAACGCAUAAUACAUAAAAUAUAAAAGAAUUAACUAAGAGUUUAACUCAGAGUUCUUCAUUUCAUGAAAGAAAAGAUUAAAUGGAUUACUUUUCUUAUAUAUUAUGCAUUAAGGCUCCUGAGUAUUCAGCCAAGAACUCUCGUUGACGACAGCGAUACAGAAUUAGAAUGGUGACCUCGUGGCGAAAUCGAUAGCCACACACAAGCACGAGCACAUGUAUGUACAUGUAUUCUCGACGCGCCGAAAGCGAACACAUGUAUGUACAUGGGCUAGUAUUUAUGUGUGCAUGCGUGCGUGUGUUACAGUGCCUCGCUACGAUAAAUGGCUAAACUUAGAGAUGUGGAAAAGUGAUUUUAAUGAUGAAAUUUGUGCAUGCCAUUUCGUUAUUAUUUGCUUAAUUGUGAAAAUGUGACUUGUUUCGUAUUUAUAAAAGUCCUAAAAAUGGGCAGAAACUAUCUUAGAAUUUUAUACAUAAAAGCGUAUAUUUCACUUAUUUUAACAACUGUUAAACCAUAUUCUGCCCGAAUGUAGGCUCAUUUUACCUACCUUUUACGACUAUUUAUUGACUAUCAAGGGAGAAAGAGACAAUUUUUGUCCAUUUUUAUUUAGUAUUUUAAAGCGAUCUCGUCAUUUAGAUUUGUCCAAAUGUCUUUAUUUACAAAUGGCAUGCAGCAUAAAUUAAUGUGUCAUUUGUCGUCUAUGCCGCCGCGACUACUCAGGAGUCUUAAGAUGCAUUUUUCUUAAGGAGCCGCUCAAACCACCGUUUCAAAAAAGAUUGAACGUGAUGACGCUUUUGUGAACUAUUAAGCGACAACUUUAUAUUAGGAAUGUGAUUUACUUUGAAGAUUUUUCUCAAAAACAUUUAUUUAAACAAUAUAUCGUAACACAAUGUAUAUGUAAACAUUUAAUAACUGUUGUACGAUCAACAUUUAAUUCUCUGGCUAGUUCUGAAGUGGAUAGUGUUAGAUUUUUAUUCAAUAAUGCUUGCAAAUCUACAUUUUUACACCAGCUUUUGUCGUUAAUAUUGAAAUCACCACUUUUGAAUCGACAGAACCAGUAUAUGUCUUAGGAUGCAGUCCACUUGACGCUACAAACGCUUUGGAAACAUUUGACUGAAGAAGAAAAAAUUUCAUUAAUUAACUAAUCAAAAAACAUUUUGUUUGAAAACAUUUGUAGCAUCAAGUAAACCGUAGUCUAUUUGAUGAAACAACAUAAGUUUUUAUCAGAAAGAAAGAGGGCAGAUCAAUCUGUAUCUCUUUCCAUUCAACAGUGCAAUGGGAGAGAGAAUGAGAGAAAGAUCAUCUUUUGUUCAUCUUUUGGUUCCUCUCCCUCAUUAUUGUUGAUUUGAAUACUAUUUAUAGCGAAUUCGAUUGAGCGCACAUAAAAGCCGUCGUACACAAAAUAACGUAAAGAUAUGUUUAUACAUAAACAUAGAAAUCGAUUAAAUCCUGAAUAUUUGAUACAUUUUAUUGUAUUAGAUAAAAUGUGUAUUUUAUAAUUCGAAAUAUUUGCACUUCACUUUUAUACUCAAAUUAAAUCAGUGUACAAUGGCUUUAAUAUGUACUAGUUUUUCCAAUUGAAUUCGCCAUUAAAUAUAGUUCGCAGUGCAUUUUCUAUAUCUUUGGCUUGGCAUCAAACAUGGUAACGAAAUAAUCAGUUUGGUAUGGUCUAGUAAUAGAAGUUUAUGUGCUAAUUGCAUAACUAAUUUAUCACAAUAUAUUAAUAUUAAUAUAUCCGAAGAUUAUUCCGAUUGUCAAAUCUUAAUAAAAUGUGGUAAACUGGUUCAUAUAAUUGCUAUAUACACGUUUUAUGAUAUGUUAAUGUCAUUGUUUAUAUAAAUACAAUGAAUUAUGCAGUCUUUAUAAA